UUACGAGCAAGCGCCAAAUGAUACAAUAGAGGAAGAAGCGGCACAACAAGGAAGGAGGCGACAAAUGGCUUGUCAACAGUGCACUCCAGACCGGGGACGGUGUCUCAAAACUUACGCUGUCGUUCUCCUUUUGUGUACGGACAUCGUAUUACAAUGUGUCAACGGAUACCUGAGCUCCCCUCACGUUGACCAGGAGCCUCCCUACACCAGAGACGCCCAGCAUGGCCCGGUUAUCACCAGCCCGGUGGUGCCUGCUGCAGCCUCGGUCUCUCCCGCUGAUGAUGAGAGCUACGCCUCUAAAUGUCCCAGCGGGGGGUCGUGCAGCCGCUUGCCAGCUGAUUGCAUGCACUGCAAUUACCAGCACAAUUGCACCUACGGGAAACCAGCAUCUUUCACCUGCAAAGCCAAGAAAGGGGUCCACUGUGUGGGCGAGUCGGGCCAGCAGCAGAACAACUUCUCCCUGUCCAUCACCUGUCAGUUCUGCUGGCAACUGGACCCGUCGCAGUACCGCUGCUCCAACUCCACCGCCUGCAUGACGGUGGCCUGCCCACGGCAGCGCUACAAUGCCACCUGCGACGUCCUGGACCACGUGCACUGUCUAGGUAAAAGACGUUUUCAGAAGCGGUUAUUUUGCAACUGGACCGGCGGAUACAAGUGGUCCACAACGUUGGCACUCAGCAUCACGCUGGGUGGUUUUGGGGCGGACCGCUUUUACCUGGGCCAGUGGCGAGAGGGGCUGGGCAAGCUGUUCAGCUUUGGAGGCCUGGGCAUUUGGACACUGAUAGACGUUCUCCUCAUCGCCGUUGGUUACGUGGGACCCGCCGACGGCUCUCUCUACAUCUAAAAAAAACAAAAAAAAAUCCUCAAAUACAUUUUAAACAACUCCGGACACGUGGCUCGCACCGCCUGCAAGGACUGAAGAUCUUCUUCCCAACGCCGUGUUCUUCUUCACGCACCCCAGCGCGUCCAUCCCAUCUGCUACCGGUCGGGAGGUGUUUUCCUCCUCGCCGUGCCCACACAAACGCCGGAUCGAUCCCCGUCACAGCCGCCGUCCCCCUGGUGAGAGCGUGCGAAUGGAGCGGUGCCCUGCCGCCGAGAACCUGCAACGACGACAACAGCGUACUUCCACUCACUUCCAAACACGGUUGAUAAGUGGGGCUUUGAUGGCGGCCAUGGCUGUAGAUGAAAUCGAACGUGUUGACUGUACUGUAAGCCGUUCAGCCACAACCGUAAUCUGCGUCCACAUGUAAAUAAAUAGCACGCAUCCGUCGCUAGCAUUGACCAGAUCUCAUCCACGAUGGUGGGGGUUCAAAUUGGAACGGUAAUGGGGGGGGGGGUCCUCGGCCACGGCGGAUGCAUAUUUUACACAACACUUCCGUGUCGCGUGAAUAGCUAAGCUCUGAUGCUAUGAUAGGAUUUGACAGGAAGUGCACUCAGUCUCACCACAUGACUGUUUGCUUCCUGUGUGGCGAAUACGCGUGGAAUUCAUGGUUACAUUUGUUUUUGUUGAAAACACUGUAAGUGACUUUGUUUUGACUUAUUUAAAUAAAAUGGUGGAAAAUACUUCUGGUUAAAUG
This is a messenger RNA of Doryrhamphus excisus (bluestripe pipefish), 1577 nucleotides long. RefSeq names its product TM2 domain containing 3 (gene tm2d3). The record is from RefSeq and is a predicted model, not a curated record. NCBI's taxonomy places the organism in Eukaryota, Metazoa, Chordata, Actinopteri, Syngnathiformes, Syngnathidae.